AUGUGUGAAAUACUUAUAUGUCGAGAUUGCAUAUUGUUUGAACAUAAAAAUCAUGACUAUGCAUUCGUUCAUGAUGUCAUUGAUGAAUUAAAAACUAAGUUUGAUAAUAACUUUCAAUUAAUUCAAUCUAUUUUAAAUCAUGGAUUUAAACAAGUGGAAACAUUGAAUAUUAAGGUAAACCACAUCAAGCAAUUAAAUCAAACACGUAUCAAUGAACUUGCCAAAACUAUACGACAAAUCAUCGAUGAUUAUGAAAAAACAGUCAUUGAACAAAUCGAAGAAAAUACAAAUGGUGACAAAAAACAAAUUGCAGAAUAUGAAAAACAUCUUCAAAAUCAGCAACAAAAUUUGAAUAUGCGACGAGCACUCUGUGAAACUUUGAAAUUAACACAUAAUCAUACGAAAUUUCUACAAUUCAAACAAGAAUUGCUUGGUUAUAUAAACAAGGCAUGUGUGGAUUUAGAUCGACUAAAACUACCUAUUGCAACUAAUUGGGAUAUCGAUGAUUUUAACAAACUCAAAGAGAAUAUUCUUCAAUUCGAACAUGUUAAUGAAGCGACACAACAUCAAAGUGAUGAUCCUAGUAACAAGAUACAAUCAAAACAUUACCUAAGUUGUGAGGUAUCAAAUGACAAUAUAAAUGUUGUCACUGACGCAUUACGUAAUAAUAAGCCACUUACGAAAUUGACAAUCGAUGGCAGUGAAAUUGAAGAUGAUGCUUUUCAACAAUUGGCUCAUGCAUUAAAAUUCAACGAAACUCUUACAACACUAGUACUUGGUAAAAAUGAUAUUGAAGUCGAAGAAGUAAAACAAUUAGCAGAUGCGUUAAAAUACAAUACAACAUUAAACAUGUUAGUACUCUCUACAAAUAAUAUUGGAGAUGAUGGAGCACAGUUUUUGAGUGAUGCUUUACGUCAUAAUAAUGUACUUACCACAUUAGGUCUUUCCAACAAUGAAAUCAAAGCCGAAGGUGCUGAUCAUUUAGGAAAUGCACUACGAGAAAAUCACGUAAUUUAA
Messenger RNA from Adineta steineri, 1017 nucleotides. The record is from the annotation of a GenBank genome assembly. NCBI's taxonomy places the organism in Eukaryota, Metazoa, Rotifera, Eurotatoria, Adinetida, Adinetidae.